AUGGCGGACAUCAAGAUUGACAGCAAGCUCUUCCAAGAGCGCAUUUCGCAUUUUGCGACCGCCUGGAAGAAUGACCUUCGGACCAAGGAUGGGCUGUUUGGUGGAGCUUCGUCCAUCCUCAUCAUGAUGGGCAAGAUGGAGGAGAUACCCGAGUUUCACAAGAACAACGCUAUGCAUUUUUGGUUGCUUGGCUACGAGUUUCCGACAACAUUGAUGCUUCUCACUGUGGACACGCUGUACAUCCUCACCACGGCUAAGAAAGCCAAGCAUUUGGAUCAGCUCAAAGGCGGUCGGUUCCCUAUUGAGGUGCUGGUUCGGGGCAAGAAUGCGGAGGAGAACGAAAAGCUGUUUGUGACGAUUGCGGAGAAGAUCAAGGCAGCAGGGAACAAGGUCGGAACCAUCGCCAAAGACACGUCUAAGGGCCCGUUUGUCGACGAAUGGAAGAAAGUCUUCGCGGAGCAGUGCAAGGAAGCCGAGGAGGUCGAUAUUUCAGCUGCGCUGUCUACCCACGCCUUCUCCGUCAAAGAUGAGAACGAGCUCCGCGCCAUGCGAACCGCCUCCAAGGCUUGCGUGGCCUUGAUGACUCCUUAUUUCCUCGACGAGAUGUCCAAUAUUCUCGAUAGUGAGAAGAAAGUCACCCACGCUUCGCUCGCAGAAAAGGUCGAUAGAAAGCUGGAUGAUGAGAAGUUCUGGAAGACGGUCGAGCUGCCUAACAAGGGCAAGCUGCCUUCUGAUUUUGACUCGAGCCAGCUGGACUGGAUCUUGGGGCCGGCUAUUCAGAGCGGCGGCAAGUACGACCUCCGCUUUGCCGCCGAAGCUAACAACGAUAACCUGCACGCUGGCAUCAUCAUUGCCGGUUUGGGCCUUCGAUACAAGUCGUACUGCUCUACGAUUGCGCGUACAUACCUCGUCGAUCCCAACAAAGCUCAGGAGAGCAAUUACAAACUACUUCACAUGAUUCAUAAUAGCAUUAUCAAGGAUAUCAAAGAUGGAAUGUCGGCUAAAGAAGUCUACAACAAGGCUGUAAGCUUGCUCAAGAUCAAGAAGCCUGAGAUGGAGAAGCAUUUCCUCAAGAAUGUUGGUUGGGGCGUUGGAUUAGAAAAUAAAGACCCAACACUUGUGCUCAACGCAAAGAACAACAGAAUACUCAAGGACGGAAUGACUCUCAUCAUUCACACCGGAUUCCAGGACAUUGACAAUCCGCAGCCUCAGGACAAAAAUAGCAAGGUUUACUCAUUAGUCCUUACUGACACUAUUCGAGUCACUACUGGAGAGCCUGUAGUGUUCACCGCCGAAUCACCCACGAGCGCCGAUGCAAACUCAUUCUUCUUCAAAGAUGACGAGGAGGCCGAUCCAACACCCAAAAAGGAGAAAAGGGACUCCAAGGUCGGGGCUGUCGCCACCAAAAAUAUCACAAGCACCCGACUCCGGUCCGAAAGGACUACACAGGUGGACGAGGACGCUGAGAACAAGAGAAAGGAGCAUCAAAAGGAGCUUGCUACAAAGAAACAGAAGGAGGGUCUUGCCAGGUUCGCAGAAGCCACUGGUGACAAGAACGGGGCCGAAGUCAAAAAGUUCAAGCGUUUCGAGUCGUACAAGCGGGACAACCAAUUUCCUCUCAAAGUGAAGAACCUCGAAGUAGUUGUCGACAUAAGGAACAGCACUGUCAUCCUUCCCAUCAUGGGCCGACCCGUGCCAUUUCAUAUCAACACCAUCAAGAACGCUAGCAAGAGUGACGAAAACGAUUUCUCCUUCCUGCGCAUCAACUUCCUGUCCCCCGGACAAGGCGUAGGCAGAAAGGAUGACCAACCAUUUGAAGAUGCGUCUGCACACUUUGUGCGCAGUCUGACUUUCAGAUCGUCUGACGGAGAGAGAUACAGCGAGAUAGCAACUCAAAUCUCGAACAUGAAGCGAGAUACGGUCAAGAAGGAGCAGGAGAAGAAGGACAUGGAAGACGUUGUGGAGCAAGAUAAGCUGGUUGAAAUACGAAACCGAAGACCUGCCGUGUUGGACAAUGUGUACAUUCGUCCAGCCAUGGAGGGCAAACGAGUACCCGGAAAGGUGGAAAUUCACCAGAACGGUAUUCGAUACCAGUCGCCACUCAACGCUCAGCAUCGUGUCGAUGUUCUCUUCUCCAACGUCCGCCAUUUAUUCUUUCAACCUUGCGCACAUGAGUUGAUUGUCAUUAUCCACAUUCACUUGAAGGAUCCAAUUAUUGUAGGCAACAAGAAGAAGACCAAGGAUGUUCAGUUCUACCGCGAAGCCACUGAUAUCCAGUUUGACGAAACUGGUAACAGAAAGCGAAAGUAUCGUUAUGGAGACGAAGAUGAAUUCGAGGCCGAACAAGAGGAAAGACGCCGCCGGGCCGAGUUGGACAGACUCUUCCAAGGCUUCGCCCAAAAGAUUGCGGAAGCCGGUCGCAACGAAGGCAUCGAGGUCGACAUGCCCAUUCGAGACCUUGGUUUCAACGGUGUACCAUUCCGAAGCAAUGUCUUCAUCCAACCUACCACAGAUUGUCUCAUGCAAGUUGUCGAGCCUCCCUUCAUGGUUAUCACCAUUGAGGACAUUGAAAUUGCUCAUCUUGAACGUGUGCAGUUUGGUCUCAAGAACUUCGACAUGGUAUUUAUAUUCAAGGACUUCACUCGCGCGCCAUACCACAUCAAUACCAUCCCCGUCGAGUUCCUCGAUCAAGUUAAGGACUUCCUUGACUCGUCAGAUAUCGCGUACAGCGAAGGUCCACUGAACCUUAACUGGCCGACAAUCAUGAAGACUGUCACGGCCGACACGCAUCAGUUCUUUGUUGAUGGUGGUUGGGGAUUUCUGCAAGAAAAUUCAGAUGAUGAGGAUGGCGAAGCCGAGUCGGAAGAGGAGUCGGCAUUUGAAAUGGACGAUGAUGACAUGGAUGAGGUGUCGGAGUCAAGUGAGGAUGGCUCCGACUUUGGCAGCAAUGCCAGUGACGACGACGACGAUGAUGCUGAGUUGGAUAGCGAGGACGAGGGCGAGGACUGGGAUGAGCUAGAGAAGAAGGCUAAAAAGAGAGACAGGGAGAGUGCUUUGGAGGAUGAGGAUAGGGGUGGCAAGAAGCAGAAGAGGAAGCGCUAA
This is a messenger RNA of Pochonia chlamydosporia 170, 3102 nucleotides long. Its product is annotated as transcription elongation complex subunit (Cdc68). Gene Ontology annotation, cellular component: FACT complex. Bases 1 to 3102 code for a protein of 1033 amino acids. The transcript is spliced from 5 exons. Gene Ontology annotation, molecular function: nucleosome binding. The record is from RefSeq and is a predicted model, not a curated record. NCBI's taxonomy places the organism in Eukaryota, Fungi, Ascomycota, Sordariomycetes, Hypocreales, Clavicipitaceae. Gene Ontology annotation, biological process: transcription elongation by RNA polymerase II; positive regulation of transcription elongation by RNA polymerase II.